Molecule: messenger RNA, 1317 nt
Organism: Cyclospora cayetanensis
Lineage: Eukaryota; Apicomplexa; Conoidasida; Eucoccidiorida; Eimeriidae
Exons: 2
Coding region: 1-1317 (438 amino acids)
Source: RefSeq, a predicted model, not a curated record
AUGGAAAAAACAACGCACGAGACUCUGGGGGAAUGUGAAGAGGAUCAAAAAAGCCCUCAAAUAGCGUCUUUUCAGGCACAACAGGAAGCUAUAACCUACAGUGAAGGGGGGCGAAUGCCUCAUCUUGUCUUCAUGGUAAAGGACAAGAAAGUAGGCGGGGGUGUCUCGACACCUCACGUGGACCAGUCUCGGCCUCGAGGGGGCCAAGAGAGCCUGCGCCUUUUUGCUUCCCGCCUUGCGCUAGGCCAGCUGCGGCGACUUAGAGAGGGUUUGUAUGCCUACUGCCCUCCAGAUUCUGAUUCCCCCAAAACUGCCAGCUCCGCUAACGGCUCCGCAGAGGUCUGCCUGCACCCUUCUGGAGCUUUCUACCCCCCCUCAGUUGCUGACUUUCUCAGCGUGUGCCCCGUGUUCUUCGUGGCGGACAGAGGGGGUUCCCUUGUUGCAGCUUCGUACCCCGCAACAGACACUGCAUUACUUGCCGAAGCCCCGAAAGCACAAAACACUCACCAAUUCCAAACAGGAGCCGCCGCUGCUUCUUCACCUGCCCAUGCACUCUUUUCCCUCGGAAUAUUCUUCAUGAGUGCAAAGGAUGCGAAAGCUUAUCUACACCACGUAUCCAAGGAUUCGUCCUCUCACUUCCACGUUAGAUCUACGACCCUCCGCAAGGCUUACGGAUGCUUGCGGUACGUCGACUCAAAUGGCCGACGUGCAGCAGGGGAGGAGACCGAUGGAAGGAUUUUAUCGCUCUUUAGGCGAACCAGGCGAUUCUUCUCGGGAUCUCAAGGAAAAUCGAUGCGAUGCAUUUUGGUUCCCAACACACAAACCCUCUGCAAUGAGCUAAGUAAAAGUGGCAAGUUCGAAGGAAUACCCGUGUACACCUUGCCAGCCAUUGACACAAGGGGCGACAUCGCAAAGAGCCGAGUUCUUCGACAACUCCGCGCAAAGCUGGAGCAAAAGCUCCGACGGAAUAAAUCAACAAGCAGGCCGCUGUGCUACCCACUGCUUCCCAUAGAGACGUCUCCCGGCCGUUGGAUCCUCGCUCUUGCUUUCAACGGCAGCCUGCGGCAGCCGUUCUUUUGCAGUGACAGGGACGCAAUCGCUGCCUACAGGGCUCUUACUGCUACGCUCCCACCAGGCUUUGCGGAGCCAUCCCCAAAACUGACUGUAUACAGCCUAGAGAAAGUGCUCAACAACCCACAUUCCCUCCCUACUAACGACUCUUCUAGCCUCCAAGGAGGGCAGGAAAGGUUGCCAACUCUGCUUCUACCAGACACUGAAGAGAUCGCCCCCGACGAACUGUCAUUUAAGUCGAUUUAA